Messenger RNA from Entrophospora sp. SA101, 531 nucleotides. The record is from the annotation of a GenBank genome assembly. NCBI's taxonomy places the organism in Eukaryota, Fungi, Glomeromycota, Glomeromycetes, Entrophosporales, Entrophosporaceae.
AUGGAUAAUGAUGCAGACCUUGAAAAUUUUUUCUCCUUUGUUUUAUUAUUCGCUGGGGCAUGUUUAUCUUCUUUAUUCCAAAAAAAACUGGAACCGCAUUUGGAUAAAGCAUUAGAUGUAAUUUAUAUUUCUUAUGGGUUCACAGUUUUUGCGAUUAGAGUGACACAAAUCGUCUCCAGCCCAAAUAAUCCUAUUGCUUCAAUAACCCUCAUUCUAGCGUUUUCAUUUGUUAAUGCUGGUGAUAGUACAUUUCAUUUUAUAUUUAACUUAAUUCUUUUGACUCUAAGUGGGUCUGUUGGAAACAUCAUUAUCGGAAGGAUUUUUUUAACAAACACUAGAAUUAACAGAACAUCUUGUAUCGACUAUUAUCUAUCAAAUGAUAAUACAAACGAAGAUUUCAAUACAAACAAAGAUUUCAAUACAAACGAAGAUUCCAAUACAAACAAAGAUUUCAAUACAAACGAAGAUUCCAAUACAAACGAAGAUUCCAAUACUGGUACCUAUUCAACAGAAAUGAAACAACAAAUAUAA